Candidula unifasciata is the source of this 345-nucleotide messenger RNA. The record is from the annotation of a GenBank genome assembly. NCBI's taxonomy places the organism in Eukaryota, Metazoa, Mollusca, Gastropoda, Stylommatophora, Geomitridae.
AUGAAGAUCCAGAAGACAAUGUUUUUCGCCUCGUUGAUUGUUUUGUGUUUACACCCGAUGAAGGUUAGUGCAGACGAAGCGAUCGUUUGUGGCGCCAUCAUGGGUGUUUUACUAACAUGGUUUGGAAUCCCUGUCUUGCUCAGCACAAUUGGAUUUGGGGCUAAAAUCGCCGCUGGCUCAUUGGCGUCAACGCUGAUGUCCUUGACAGCAAGGAUUGGGUCUGGAUUAAAGCUUGUGGCAGUUCUACAAUCCAUCGGGGCAUCCGGUGUCAGCUGGACGACUGUCAUCGUUGGAGGUCUUCUUGGAGCUUUGAUUUGCUUCUUGAUCAGGAGGCGGGUGCUGUAG